Syngnathus typhle (broad-nosed pipefish) is the source of this 3314-nucleotide messenger RNA. RefSeq names its product phosphatidylinositol 3-kinase regulatory subunit gamma-like. NCBI's taxonomy places the organism in Eukaryota, Metazoa, Chordata, Actinopteri, Syngnathiformes, Syngnathidae. Bases 310 to 1722 code for a protein of 470 amino acids. The transcript is spliced from 10 exons. Gene Ontology annotation, biological process: phosphatidylinositol phosphate biosynthetic process; insulin receptor signaling pathway. Gene Ontology annotation, molecular function: 1-phosphatidylinositol-3-kinase regulator activity. The record is from RefSeq and is a predicted model, not a curated record. Gene Ontology annotation, cellular component: phosphatidylinositol 3-kinase complex.
CGCUCGACUUCCUAGACCAAGUAAAGACAGAAUGAAUGCAUAGCACUGGGAGAAGGAAGGUACAGCCUGACAAUCCGCAUCUCUAUAAAGUCUACCAACAACACAUUGCAGGGACUUUGCGACCCGAAUUUUUGAGGCGGGGGUGGUUCAUUUUUUUUUUUGCCCAAAUUUAGGACGUCUAGGCUGAUUUAAAGUAGCCGAAAAUAGGCUCAGUUGCGCAGGAACAAAGGUGCCUAUUUUGCCUUUUUCUUUUCUUUAUUUUUACUUUGAGACAACGUCAGCAAACUGGACUACUCCUGUGAAACGGGAAUGAUUUAUCCUCCUGAAGGUUUAUUCUACAUCGAGAUGGAUCCAGCACCACCAGCUCUCCCUCCCAGGUCAACCAAGCCAACGUCUUCCGCCAUGAACAAUAACUGCCUUUCCCCGCAGUCCGACUCGCUACAGGAUGCCGAAUGGUACUGGGGCGACGUAACCAGGGACGAGGUCAACGAGAAGCUCCGUGACACACCUGACGGCUCCUUCCUAGUACGCGACGCGUCCACCAAGCUGCAGGGAGAAUUUACGCUGACAUUAAGGAAAGACGGCCACAAUAAAUUGAUCAAGAUCUACCACCGCGACGGCAAGUACGGCUUCUCGGACCCGCUCACCUUCACUUCGGUGGUGGAGCUCAUUUGGCACUAUCGGCACCACCCGUUAGUGGAAUACAACGCCUCGUUGGACCUGAUGCUCACACACCCGGUGUCUCGCUUCCAGCAGCAUCAGGUGAAGGAGAACACUGUCGAUGUGGCCGGAAGAAAGCUCAAAGAGGUCCAUUGUCAGUAUGAAGAGAAGUCGAAGGAGUUUGAUCGUCUUUACGAAGCCUUCACCAAGACUUCGCAGGAGAUCCAGAUGAAACAAACCGCGAUCGAGGCAUUCAACGAGACGAUGAUGAUCUUUGAGGAACAAUGUCGUGAACAGGAGCGCUACGGCGAAGAAUUCGAGAGGAACAGUCUCUCCGAGGGAGCCGACAAAGAUCUCGAGAGCUUUCUGAUCAACUACGAGAAGCUGAAGUGCCGUCUCAGCGAUAUCUACGACAGCAAGAUUCAUCUGGAAGAAGACUUGCGGAGCCAGGUGGAGAACUACAGAGAGACCGACAGAAAGAUGAACAGUUUGCGGCCGGAUCUGAUCCAGCUGCGCAAUAUCCGAGAUCAGUAUCUCAACUGGCUCAAUCACAAAGGCGUGCGGCAGAAACGCAUCGACGACUGGCUCGGGAUACUAAAAGACAGCCUUGACGACACGUACGUGUUGAAAGGAGACGAGAAGAACUUACCCCAUCAGGACGAGACGAGUUGGUUUGUCGGCGAACUGAGCAGGACGCAGGCCGAGGAGAUGCUUCAGGGGAAAGAUCCCGGAACGUUCCUCAUCCGCGAGAGCAGCAGGCAAGGCUGCUACGCCUGCUCCGUCGUAGUAAACGACGAGGUGAAGCACUGCAUGAUCUACAGCACGCCGCACGGUUACGGCUUCGCCGAGCCCUACGACGUCCACUGUUCACUGAAAGACCUUGUCCUGCACUACCGCUUGCACUCGUUAGCGCAACACAACGACGCCCUGGAUGUUAGGCUGUCGCAUCCCGUACACGCCGAAGCGACCGCCAUGCCUUCUUCGCAACACGCAGAGGAGCACAAACUCUUACAGACUCCCAAGCAGAUAGUGAGGCUGCCGCCAGCCGCUCCGGAGAUGUAAACCCAGCGAGAUUAUACCGAGGACAUGUUUACUGUACCGUGCGAGGACGACUGCGUCGAGGUGCAUUGUGGUAAACGUUGCACUAAAGUGAUUCCAUCCGUUUUUGUGAAGGCAAAUUCACAGAUUUGAAGUGGGACCGGAACUUGAAUGUCAGCUUUUAUUAUUUUGGUUUUACCAGAGACUGUUAAAUAUUUCUGAAAAGAAACUGUACUUCAUAUAUUGUUGUUUGUUGGAUGUUUUUUUAGGGGGGGGCGGAGAUGUUGACAACCGCGAAAUUGCUCUCUAACCGACGGCGGAUGCCGCGUCUUGGUUUGGCUUGUACCAGUGGUUCUUAACCUGGGAACCCUAUGGGUUCGACAGAGCCUCCACUGAGGAGGUCCGAACAUACCUGAUUUAUUGUGUAAAUUCUGAUUUACGAGUAUGUAAUUUGUUGUGAGUUCAUGCAUUGUGUUGGUUUUGUUCUUUGAACAAGGUGAUGUUCAUGCAUGGCUCAUUUUGUGCACCAGUAAAAAACAUUUGUGUAGAAUUAAAAAAAAAAAAAAAAGAAUUUCACUUACUUCGGUGUAUGCGCAAAUGAAACUGGUGGGUACCUCCAACAAGGUUAAGAACCACCGGUUUGUACAAUCCGAGCGGAUGUUUUUGCCUAAAACCGAAUCGGCUAUUAAAAGCGAUCAAUAGGUUGCGUGAACAUAUUAGAUUACUACUACUUAGCGCAUUGGUGCGGAGAAAAUGGUGCUGUACACAGGCUGUUUCUGUCAUCCUGGUUUGGUGGACCAAACCGUUUUCUGGGUAAAUACCACUUGUGAAUAUGUGAAAAAUUGUGGUGCAUCUUGACAAUUUGCCCCGUUCAUACAGUGGAUAUUAUGUAGCAUUAACAACCUAUAGAAAACUAUUACUCAAUGUUAUACCCGUUGACCAAAGCACUUGAUAGAGAGCAAGAACACACGACCCGUUUUGCCCAAUGGAUGCUUUUGGGCAAGCUUCGGGUAAAUAUCUACACCUGCUGAUUGAUGUGCUGAUGAAAACAUAAUCUGAAGUACUGUAUGUUAUAUUCUGUUACUCAAAGAAGUAUAAGCUUUUUGUAUUCUAUAUUUUUUCUACAAACAUGCCACAAGAUGAAAGCUUGAAGAAAGUGCAAUCCAACAGUAUUUCUAUUGUUGCAAAUGUGUGACGGCGGGGUGAAGGUUUUGCUGUUACGAAUCGUUGACAGGCGCCAAAUGCACUCUUUGGUGCUGUCGGUAAGAUACGGCCUCUCGUGUUCAUUUGAACGGGAAACGGUUCCGGAAGUAUCCUGCCUCCAUGACUUGAAUUGUGGCAUUGCCGGAGCUAUGAAUGUGUUUCAUCAUGACAUGCGGCCUACAUAACUAAUGGCGCGAGGGAUCUGUUUGACAUGGCACAUUUUUUUCCAGGUUCGUGAACAACAAAACUCUGUAUUGAGAAAUUAAAAUUAUAUCUGAGGUUCCUACUUGGGAUUAGGCCUGUUUGGCCUCAUAUAGUUCACAAAAAAAUGCCUUUGGUGAAGCUGAACAAUGUAAGAUCAUGAAUUUUUUCUUGCUGAAAGACAAUAAACUGAUGAGGGUUUUGUCAUUUUA